Molecule: messenger RNA, 1179 nt
Organism: Lates calcarifer (barramundi perch)
Lineage: Eukaryota; Metazoa; Chordata; Actinopteri; Centropomidae
Gene: slc66a3
Product: solute carrier family 66 member 3
Exons: 7
Coding region: 116-736 (206 amino acids)
Source: RefSeq, a predicted model, not a curated record
AUUACGUUAUCUUGACACUUGUGGCAACGUAGCAGCAUCUGGUUGCUAGUUUUGGUGAAAUCCUCUGAGAUCCGAUAAUUUAAGGUUCAGCUUUUAUUAUUUCCAUCUCCACAGAAUGCAGUCGGACACGUUAUUACAUGCAGCCAAUUUCAGCACACUGUUUGUGUGCAUGGUGCUGAAGUUCCCGCAGAUCUUUGUACUGAUGCGAGCGAAAUCAUCGACUGGGGUCAGCCUCAACAGUCUUCUCCUCGAGUUGGUCGGGUUCAUUGUUUUUGUAACGUACCAGAUGUACUAUGACUACCCACCUCCAACAUACCUGGAGUACCCAAUACUCAUUGCUCAAGAUGUGAUUCUUCUGCUCCUGAUUCUUCACUAUAACGGCAGCCUACGGCACAGCCUCAUCUACGCCUUGGUGUUUGUCGCAGGUUGGAGGCUCCUCACUGUGGAGAAGUGGAUCAUAGAUUUGGCCAUGAGCCUGUGCACAUUCAUCAGUGCAGCCAGUAAAUUUGCCCAGCUGCAGUGCCUGUGGAGAUCUAAGGAUGCUGGACAAGUUAGCGCUCUCUCCUGGGCUAUGGCUACCUACACGUGCAUGGCACGGAUCUACACCACCACAGUGACAACUGGAGACAUGCAGGUUCUGGUGCGGUUCAUCGCCAUGACCUUGCUGAACCUGUGGGUGCUGUUCACCGUGCUCUACUACCAGAAAUACAGGAGCAGCUCCAAGAAAGAAGACUAAGCUUUAAAAUAAGCUGGACCCCGGUGCUGACGGUCGGGGAUGUCACCACACUGAUCUUAAAGUUCAGCAGGGUUUGCAGGGUUACUUUGGACACAGGCAGUAGUGACAAACACAACUGGUGGGUAACAAGGGUUAUGGCAGUUGCUUCUGUGAUACUUACCCAUAAGAUGUGCUUUUUAUAUUGUUUUUACCUCAGUAUUAAACCCAUGUAUUCCUUUUUGUAACAUUCCAGUGACUAGAUAUCUGCUGCAACUGUGAGAACAGAGACCAAUGCUUUUUCAUACUCUAUGUGGAAAAGGUAGAGUUAUUUGAUAGGACAGCACAAGCCAAGUAUAUCUGAGAUCUUCCUACUCAGGAAAAGAAAUACUGUAUUAUGACUAGCUUUUAUACAUGUAAAGUUCUUUUCUGAACUAUUUUAAUAAACCAAACCUUUCAGCUUCUUA